This is a messenger RNA of Temnothorax curvispinosus, 2487 nucleotides long. RefSeq lists its product as uncharacterized. NCBI's taxonomy places the organism in Eukaryota, Metazoa, Arthropoda, Insecta, Hymenoptera, Formicidae. The transcript has 4 exons. The coding region runs from base 1 to 2487 and encodes 828 amino acids. The record is from RefSeq and is a predicted model, not a curated record.
AUGGCGGAACCGGAGACCCAAACCGAGGAUGAGACGGUAACCAGCGAAAUCUCGGGGGAGGCUAAGACGGAGACCGACACCGAUGUAACGGAAGUCGCGACGAUCGAGAGCGGUGAUGAAAUAUCUACCAAAUACAGCGAUUACGAAAGCGAAAUGAAGCUUAGGAAGGAGAGAUUUUGGAUUGACAAGGGAUACGCGGAAUUGCGGUUGAAGCCUGAGCAGGAGAUAGCGUUGGACGUUGCGAGACUACCUGACGCGGAAGCCGUCGAGACGACACUUCCGCUUCGCGAGUAUCUUCCGCUCGGCGGUUUCCAGCUUGAGCAUCAGACUAGGACGACCGUUGGACCAGAUCGACGCAGGAGAACGCGAAUCUGGAGAAGCAUGAGAGGGAAACAGCCGACUAGGAUAUUUCGGAGGAAACCGAAAGAAGGAUGGAAAAGGCGCAGGGAUGUUUUUCCCCGCGACCCGCCGGACGAGGAGUUUCUUCUGCGCGAGCAGAAGAGCGACUUCGCUAAUCGCAAGGAGCUGGGCCAUGCACGCGCGCCCAUAUCGCGUCCGGAAUCGAAGCAGAAGUUAAUGGUAGAUCGCUCGGCUGGCAAACGUCUCGGUUUGGUAGACGGUGAAUAUGUCAUCCUGGAGCUGCCGUUCGAUCGUGUCUACGCCAAUGUGGUUCUUCACGGGCAAAAGGGUAUGCAUGCACGAGAGAUGUACCCGUCUCGAGAGCGCAGGAACACUUGGAAGUUCUGUUUCUACCAAGCGAUCGUGGCACUGUUAGCGAAAACUCAGCUAAGAUACAAAUACGUAUCGAGCGACAAUAUCGAUUACAUCUACGACCAUGCCUGGAUGCUUUACACCCACAUCGGCACGAUCAACGUGAAGGCGAGGCAACGGCUGGACGACGUCGUUGUGUACAACUAUAAAUACAGCGUCGAGAUAGAGUUGAUCGACAAAAUGGAAGAUGUCGUGGCGCGGGACUUCGACAUCUUCCACAAGGAGAAUGGCCUGGGGAAGAGGAUUCCGUUAACCAGGAAGGAUCUUCUGCGUGUCAAGGUGGAACUCGGUUGCGAGAAGGUGACGGAUUCCGGAUACGUGUCCGCGCACGAGAGCAUGAAACACUUCGAGGAGUGGCUCCUCAAACUGAUAGCGCAGUAUCGCGAUUGCAUAUUGCGCACGACCAGGUUCUCGCUGGCGUUCUGGCAGGACGGUCUUUUCUGGUACGUGUACAAUCCCUAUCGGUGCGACGAGUACGGGAUGUGGGACGAAUGGGGUUGCGGCGCCUGCAUCGUGAAGUUCUGCUCCACGGACUCGUUACGGAGACACCUGAUGAUCCUCAUGCUGAGAUGCCACGCCGAGGUGGCGUACGAGCGAGAUAAAGAUUUCUCCGAUAUCGGCGAAGACGAGCUGUACGUUCGUUUCGACGUUCAGCUCUUUCACGUGACUUUCCACUGCUGUCAGCUGGACAAUCUAAAGUUACUGCAACGGCGCGUGUCCAAGCAGCCGCGACGCGUCGACGACGAUCCGUCGUAUUCGCUCGAGAUCGAGGACCUGGAGGACGAGACCGAUCGUGAGGAAGAGGACGAGGAGGGCGAUCAGAGAGAGCCGAGGGAGAGAGCUACGUGGCUGAGGCGUUGCCGGGUGACGACCUGGGGCAAAUACGCGCCCGCGGACCGAGAGAGGCCAGACUCGGCCGAGAUCACUGCCGCUGACAAAGCGAGAUGGCAUCAGUACUACGUGGAGGAACCCAACAGACUGUUCUCCCUGUGGGGCGACGUACACCCUACCGACGAUAUGUUCGACGAGGCAAACCGCGGCAUGCAGGCGUACGCCUGUUACGUGGUGUGCGCCGGCAUGACCAUGAUCACGGCGCCGGAAUACUGGAGCCCGAACACCCUCGACGCGAUCGUCAUGUGCGGAGAUCGUUAUUACACGCGUAGCAAGCACGAGGCCGAGCUCAAGUCGGUCGACGACAGGUACGGUGCUGCGAGUCGCUCGUUCAAGUAUCUCUCCGAUCGCUUCGAGAUCGGCGAGAUUCUGUUCGAGGCUCGGAUGCUGCCGGCCGUUCGCGGCAGAUUGUACGACGAGUCGAGCGAGUGCCUGUGGAGAACGUUGGAGCGAGUGUUCUCGAGCUACAACUUCGCCGUACUGACGUGCGAGAGCGCCUGUCUGGGCCUCUUCAAGUUCUGCGGAGCGUACUACAUGUGCGACGUGAACUCGUUCGGCCCGCCGCUCUUCCGAUACGGCCACGGCGCCGCGUAUCUGCUGAGAGCCACGUCCUUCCGGAAAUUCGUGACGGUCCUGGUGUUGACCGUCGGCUCACCCGACCGCAGCCGAUUCAGCCUGAAUCCCAUCGAGAUCCUCAGAAUUGUCGAAAUGGACUCCGAGUCUCGUGCGAAGACGCGCGAGAGAAGACACCGUUUCCCAAAAAUGCCGGGAAAAUUGCCGAGAUUCGCGUCCGAUGGGCAAAAGAAGAGGAGAAUGAAAAAGUAG